Messenger RNA from Plasmodium cynomolgi strain B, 1524 nucleotides. RefSeq lists its product as hypothetical. Bases 1 to 1524 code for a protein of 507 amino acids. The record is from RefSeq and is a predicted model, not a curated record. The transcript is spliced from 2 exons. Lineage: Eukaryota; Apicomplexa; Aconoidasida; Haemosporida; Plasmodiidae.
AUGGAGGAGCCAUCUGAAGGCGUAAAAAAUAACAGGUAUGAAUAUUUAGAUGCUAGCCACUUGGAAAUGCUGGACCUGAACAAGAACAUUCAGCACAUCCUACCCAAGCCCGUGAAGCCAUCCUUAAACUUGGAAAACCUGUGCAAGGAGACGAGUGCCAUACUGAGGAAUAGUAGAAGGGCCAAGGGCGCCGAGCUGCACCCCCUCUCGCAGCAGCAGCAACAGCAUCAGCAACCGUGGCAACCGCACCACUUGCAACAGGCGCUCUACCCGCAGCAACCGCAUCAGCCGGGACCAGAGCAUAAAAACGUAAAAAACCUGUAUGAACUGGGGCUGCCCCAAAUCAUAGGUACGUACAUUCAGCCACUAAGCAAAAAUAACGACGGCUUAAACAGUGAAAGAAAAAACUUAUAUGGACUGCCGUCUUAUCUAAUCCCUGAGGACAAACCUAAAAGCUUGACAGUCACGGUUGUGCCUAAUAAGGACAAGGACCUUUUAGAGAGGGAGGCAAAGCAGUUGAAGUUAUUGCUAGACAGUUCUUCUCAAGGCAUUGUUAACUCUACCCCCGAUUAUCAAAAAAUUAUUUCCUCCUCCAUGCUGUCCAACAGUGAUGAUGGGAAUGCCAGCGGGGGGAGCCGCUACAACUGCGGAGAUAAUGGCAGUCUCAAGAAUGGACACAACGACAUAGAGAGCGACUUCAGCUUUGGAAGGAAUGAAGACGUUAGAGACGAAUUUUCUGGCGAACAAGGCGCGGAAAAUAAUAACAACGACUCCUUUUUUAAUGAGUUAUAUGAUGCCAAUAAUUUCACACCUUACGGAAAAGCGAACGAAGGGGGGGUCAGCGACACACGUGGUGAUCACGAACAGGGUUAUCACUUACAAUUAAACGAGAAGCAUCACGAUAGGGCGAAUAGAAAGGCGAUUUAUAAAGGAAGGAGCAUUAAUAGCGCACUGAAUAAUGGGUCGGACAAAAUUAGUGCAUUGGAGAGGAAGGAAGAAAAUGGACCAGGUGGACAUAGACAAAGCGAACAAGGGGAAGAUAAUCAUAACUCGCCUGACGGGGUCAAGAGACAGGUGAAGAAGGCUUCUCCAUCCCCAUCGAAAAGAACCCUGCUAGCUAAAAAAAAAGAACACAGUGACACUCCCUUGAAGAACCUUGAACCAUCCACCUGCUUUAGAAAUCCCAAAACGUAUGUAAAUAUACGUUUAGGGAAGCCCAAAAAGUUUUAUGUCACCAACAGUUCUGACCCUAUCGAUAAAAAACUGAAGGAUUGGCACAACACGCAUAAUAGCCAAGUAGGCUGGAAGAAAAGCCGAAGAGGUGUUUACACCUUCGGGAGAACGGAAGUUGUUCUAAGUUUGGUUCACGACAAAAUUAUCGUUAAAAAGAUUAACGGCAAAUACUUGAAGGAUAAUUUGUUGAGUGUCGAAAAGUUCGUCUCGCUGAAUGAGUUGUUUGAGCUCCAUCGCGAGCAAACUGAUAAUCUGCUGAAGAGGAGAGCGGCCCAAAAUUUCCUGUUUUAA